AUGGAUAAUCUGGAGAAACAGCUGAUUUGCCCAAUAUGUUUGGAAAUGUUUACCAAGCCUGUUGUGAUCCUACCCUGUCAGCAUAACCUGUGCAGAAAAUGCGCGAAUGACAUCUUUCAGUCUCGUGGCAAAGCUGGAGUUUCAGGGGGUCGUUUCCGAUGUCCAUCCUGUCACCAUGAGGUUAUUCUGGACAGACAUGGAGUUUAUGGACUGCAAAGAAAUUUAUUGGUGGAAAAUAUUAUCGACAUUUAUAAACAAGAAUCUUCAAGGUCUACUGCAAAACCUGAACAACCGACAUGUGAAGAGCAUGAUGAGGAAAAGAUUAAUAUAUACUGCACUUCAUGUGAGGUACCCACCUGCUCACUAUGCAAAGUGUUUGGUGCACAUAAGGAUUGUAAAGUUGCUCCUCUUCUAACUGUCUACACACAUCAAAAGUGUGAACUUAAUGAUGAAGUCGGAGCACUUGUUGCAGCCAAUGAUGCAACUCAAACAUUCAUUGCUCACCUGGAAGAAACAAACAAAAAUAUUGAGGACAACUGUAGAGGCCAAAAACAAAUUAUGUGUGAAAAGUUUGAUUCCCUGAUUGCAAUCUUGGAAGCGAAAAAGCAGAUGAUGAUGCAAAAAAUCACAAGUGAGCAAGAUGAAAAAAUGAACCACUGCAAGUCUAUGAUAAAAACAUACUCUGAACGUAUACAAUCCAUGUCCAAGCUUGUAGAAUCUGCACUUCAAUCACUAGAGGAACCACAAAUGGCAGUCUUUCUACAGAACGCAAAGAUACUGACAGCAAAACUUUCAGAGGCAACUAGAGCAUCGGUGAUCGAAGAUUUGGAACACAGUUAUGAAAAUAUGGAUCACUACAAUGUAGAUUUUGAGAAAGAACAAAAUCUACUCCAAGCAAUUAAUUUCCUCAAAGUUGAGGAGGAAUCUGAAGAAGGAUUUGAAGAUGGGGAAGAUGCUGCAGACAAGGAUGAAGACACUGAAGUUGUGACUGGAAAUUUAGAAGAAUCAAGAACUGAACCUUCAGAUGUUGUGGUCAAUGUCCUUGCAAUGGAGAAAUCUAACACUGAGUUUUUAGAUUUUGUGGCUGAAGGCUCUUUAAAAGUAGAAUCUACCACUGAACCUCUAGAAGCUCCAGAUAACUUUUCUUCGACUCAAGAGCCCCACACAGAACUUGCAGGUACUUUAGAUGAGGUUUAUGAGGAGGAAAAGCCCAACAUUGAUUCUUUAGGGGCUGUUGUUGAAGUUUAUGAAGAUGACGAGCCCAGUGUUGAUUGUUCAGGUGCUGUGGCUGAGGUCCCUGGAGGGAAAGGGACCAGAGCUGAGUCUUCAGGUGCUGUGGUUGAUGUCGCUGAAAAGGAAGAGCCCAGGUAUAAGUGUUUAAGUGCUGUGGCUGAAGCCUUUGGAGAGAAAGAACAUAGUUCUGAGAUCUUAGAUGCUGUGACUGAAGUCCCUGAAGAGAAAGAGGCCAGUUCUGAGUCUUCAGAUGCUGUGGUUGAAGUCCUUGAAAGGGCAGAGUCAAAUGCUGAGUCUUCAGAUGCUGUGGUUGAAGUCCCUGAAGAGAAAGAGGCCAGUUCAGAGUCAUCAGAUGCUGUGAUUGAAGUCCUUGAAAAGGAAAAAUCCAAUGCUGAGUCUUCAAGUGCUGUGGUUGAAGUCCCUGAGAAGAAAGAAUCCAAUGCUGAGUCUUCAGAUGCUUUGGUUGAAGUACCUGAAGGGAAAGAGGCCAGUGCUGAAUCUUCAGGAGCUGUGGUUGAAGUCCCUGAAGAGAAAGAGGCAAGUUCUGAGUCUUCAGGUGGUGUGGUUGAAGUCCUUGAAGGGAAAGAGGCCAGUCCUGAGUUUUCAGGUGCUGUGGUUGAAGCGCCUGAAGAGAAAGAGGCCAGUUCUGAGUCUUCAGAUGCUGUGGUUGAAGCCCUUGAAAAGGAAAACUCCAAUGCUGAGCCUUCAGGUGCUGUGGUUGAAGUCCCUGAAGGGAAAGAGGCCAGUUCUGAGUCUUCAGAUGCUGUGGUUGAUGUCCUUGAAAGGAAAGAGUCCAAUGCUGAGUCUUCAGGUGCUGUGGUUGAAGUCUCUGAAGAGGAGGAGGCUAGUUCUGAGUCUUCAGGUGGUGUGGUUGAAGUCCCUGAAGUGAAAGAGGCCAGUUCUGAGUCUUUAGAUGCUGUGGUUGAAGCCCCUGAAGAGAAAGAGGCCAAUUCUGAGUCUUCAGAUGCUGUGGUUGAAGUCCUUGAAAGGAAAGAGGCCAGUUCUGAGUCUUCAGAUGCUAUGGUUGAAGUCCUUGAAAGGGCAGAGUCAAAUGCUGAGUCUUCAGAUGUUGUGGUUGAAGUCCCUGAAGAGAAAGAGGCCAGUUCAGAGUCAUCAGAUGCUGUGGUUGAUGUCCUUGAAAGGAAAGAGUCCAAUGCUGAGUCUUCAGGUGCUGUGGUUGAAGUCUCUGAAGAGGAGGAGGCCAGUUCUGAGUCUUCAGGUGGUGUGGUUGAAGUCCCUGAAGUGAAAGAGGCCAGUUCUGAGUCUUUAGAUGCUGUGGUUGAAGUCCCUGAAGGGAAAGCAGUCAGUUCUGAGUCUUCAGAUGCUGUGGUUGAAGCCCCUGAAGAGAAAGAGGCCAGUUCUGAGUCUUCAGAUGCUGUGGUUGAAGCCCUUGAAAAGGAAAAAUCCAAUGCUGCAUCUUCAGGUGCUGUGCUUCAAGUCCCUGAGAAGAAAGAAUCCAAUGCUGAGUCUUCAGAUGCUUUGGUUGAAGUCCCUGAAGGGAAAGAGGCCAGUGCUGAAUCUUCAGAUGCUGUGGUUGAAGUCCUUGAAAGGGAAGAGUCCAAUGCUGAGUGCUGUGUUUGA
Molecule: messenger RNA, 2814 nt
Organism: Carcharodon carcharias (great white shark)
Lineage: Eukaryota; Metazoa; Chordata; Chondrichthyes; Lamniformes; Lamnidae
Product: neurofilament heavy polypeptide-like
Exons: 9
Coding region: 1-2814 (937 amino acids)
Molecular function (GO): zinc ion binding
Source: RefSeq, a predicted model, not a curated record